This is a messenger RNA of Callorhinus ursinus (northern fur seal), 3133 nucleotides long. RefSeq names its product ring finger and FYVE like domain containing E3 ubiquitin protein ligase (gene RFFL). NCBI's taxonomy places the organism in Eukaryota, Metazoa, Chordata, Mammalia, Carnivora, Otariidae. Gene Ontology annotation, molecular function: ubiquitin protein ligase activity. Gene Ontology annotation, biological process: proteasome-mediated ubiquitin-dependent protein catabolic process; negative regulation of extrinsic apoptotic signaling pathway via death domain receptors; protein K48-linked ubiquitination. Gene Ontology annotation, cellular component: cytoplasm; plasma membrane. The record is from RefSeq and is a predicted model, not a curated record.
GCAAGCUAAAAAGGCCCAGGAGUCGUUGGGGGACUUGAGGUUAUCGCUGUGUGAGGUUAUAUCUGUGUUCCCCCUGCUGGGCCUCUGGCUUCCUCUGUGAGAUGACUAAGGUUGAACCAGCCAGCUUCUUGUUAGUGCUUUCCAGCUUAGCACGUCUCUGAACUGCGAUUUAAUAAAGGCACUUACUAUAAGUCAGGAGGCAGAGAGCUGAAGGUACCGUUCUUUUGUGUGAACUGGUGAUUGAGCAGUAACACUAAAUGUUUCAUUUAUUAUCUCUGUAAGCAGAGAGUUCAGGCUCCAGAUGUCAUAGAGGCUGCCGUGGUCUGCUGAGAAAAGCACACUCUUAUCACAGCGAUGCUCAGCGUUUUGGUGGACCCUUUCACAACUGUAGUUUAUUCUGACAUUUGAGGGAUUGGGUUUUCCUCUGUGAUCUUAAAAAGUCAUCUAUCCCUUUGUCCCUACUACCCAUAUUUGAUAUGUAAAAUGGGAAUCCUAUUCCAAAACUUCUUAAUAAAUCCACCGAGGCACCUGUUCAGCAAGACGACACACAUUAGUUGAGCAUCUUCUGUGUGCACGACGCUAUUCGGCUGCAGUAGACACAGGAAUAAGUUGCCCUGCCCUCAAGGAAUGUAUGGUGUAGUGGCAGCAGGCAGAACAGAGAGAGGUGCUAAGGGACAGGUUUAGGUAGAAUUGGAAGUACAAAGGUAAGAGUAGUUCGUGCUGUUGGCCGGCGAAGGGAAAAUCAAGGGAGGGGCGGUAUGGUCUAGGAAAAGAACAUUAGGUUUAGGGUCAGAAGACCUGGGUUUUCAGAAUCUCCGUUCUCUGUAUAUUAGUGGUGCGACCUGGACUUCUCUGAGCCUGGGUGGCCCCAUCCGUGUAAAGGAGAUAAUACCCCUCCUCUCCACGGUCAGCGUGAAUAUGGGAUCACACGCGUGUGAUAAAGUUCCAUGUCUCUGAGCUCUAGGAGCAGGUUCGUGUCCCUGAAUAAAGAGGGUUUCAGGCCACUUGUAAUUGCUAAGUCCAUUUUUUAUUCAAAAUUAGAUCUCAUUAAACCACAGCAGGGUUCAGCAACCUUUCAGAGGUAGUGCGCCAGCUCGGCAUCCCAUGUUGUCCUGGCAGAUCUGGUGUCUGUGCUCUCCUCCUGGGAGCAGUGGCAACUGUGGUGAAGCAGGAGGUGGCAAGGAAUUUGUGGCCCCCGAAAACACGUCCUCACCUCGACCCCUGACUCUGGCAGCAGAUUUUAUCAUGUGGGCAACCUGCUGCAACUGGUUCUGCUUGGAUGGACAGCCUGAGGAGGCCCCACCAGCCCAGGGAGCCAGGACGCAGGCCUAUUCCAACCCUGGGUACAGCUCCUUCCCUUCCCCAACAGGCUCGGAACCAAGCUGCAAGGCUUGUGGGGCCCACUUCGCAAACAUGGCCAGGAAGCAGACCUGCCUGGACUGCAAGAAGAAUUUCUGCAUGACCUGUUCGAGCCAAGUGGGGAACGGCCCCCACCUCUGCCUCCUCUGCCAGCGGUUCCGAGCCACAGCCUUUCGGCGGGAGGAGCUCAUGAAGAUGAAGGUGAAGGACCUGAGGGACUAUCUCAGCCUCCAUGACAUCUCUACCGAAAUGUGCCGGGAGAAAGAGGAGUUGGUGCUCUUGGUGCUUGACCAGCAGCGUGUACUUUCUCAGGAGGGCAGGACUCGUGCUCCCCCCUUGUCCCCCGACUUCCCCGAGCAGCAGGCCUUCCUGGCCCAGGCUCACGCCGGCACAGUACCUCCUACCUCGGCAAGCCUCCCCUCUUCACCCGCACAAGCCACGUCUGUGUCCCCGGCCCCGGCUCAGGAAAGCCAGCAGGCCAAUGGCCAUGUGUCUCAGGACCAAGAGGAGCCCGUCUACCUGGAGAGCACAGCCAGAGCACCUGCUGAGGAUGAGACCCAGUCUGUCGACUCAGAGGACAGCUUCGUCCCGGGCCGGCGGGCCUCUCUGUCUGACCUGACUGACCUGGAGGACAUUGAAGGUCUGACCGUGCGGCAGCUGAAAGAGAUCCUGGCGCGCAACUUCGUCAACUACAAGGGCUGCUGCGAGAAGUGGGAGCUGAUGGAGAGGGUGACGCGGCUGUACAAGGACCAGAAGGGGCUCCAGCACCUGGUGUGUGGUGCUGAAGACCAAAACGAUGGAGCGGUGCCGCCCAGCAUGGAGGAGAACCUGUGCAGGAUCUGCAUGGACUCACCCAUUGACUGUGUCCUGCUAGAGUGCGGCCACAUGGUCACCUGCACCAAGUGCGGCAAGCGCAUGAACGAGUGUCCCAUCUGCCGGCAGUACGUGAUCCGAGCCGUGCACGUCUUCCGAUCCUGAGGGCUGGCGCCGGCUUCUUCAGUGCCUUACAGGGAUGGAGCUGGAAGGGUCUGGGCUCCAGAUUGGCUAGCUUGCAGAGGGGCAGGCUAACAAGAAAAUCUUCGAGCAAAGAUGCGGUCACCUCUGGGCAUGCCUGUCCUGCCUCGGCGGCACACCUCUCAGCCGGCGGAGCCCGAGGCUGGUGGGAACUGGUACAGAUCGCGUGGGCAAGUCCCUGGUUCCAGUGAUCUUGGGGUAAUGAUGGUAAUUGAUGAAGAGAGGAUUUUUCCAGAACUUGGACCAGAUCUUCCUCCCUUCCUCUGUAAACUUAACAGUUUUCCCCUUCCCCCUGCACCCCAGCCAUCCCUGAGCCGCCUAUCUGCAUUCCAACCGUCAGAAGUCCUGGUAGAAAUGGUUCUCUUCCGCCCCAGCACAUUUGGAUUUCUUUCUGGUCUCUCUGGCUUUCUGUGCUUUAACCAGCUUUGCUAGUCUCUUGCUGCAUUGCCUAACAUUCGUUUCUUCAGAUCAAAAAGAUGUUAGCUUACCAGACCAAUAGUGAUCCUCCUUAGGACUAAAUUUGGACCAGUAAACUUUCUCUGGUGAGAAAUGAAACACAAAUGCUAUUGAAAAAUUUCAAAGUCAUUUACAGGUUGCUUCCUUAAGUGCUGGGAUUGGAAGCAGUUGAGUCUCCUGACCGAACCUUGGGAGCCAGCAAAGAAAGCAUCUGCAGGGAAGUUUGAGUCGUGUGUGUGAGAUGGCCCGGGGAUCAUCUCUGCUGCUCUUAGGGCCUGUGCGCCAUCCUUAAUUUUAGUUUAGG